Molecule: messenger RNA, 2533 nt
Organism: Thermothelomyces thermophilus ATCC 42464
Lineage: Eukaryota; Fungi; Ascomycota; Sordariomycetes; Sordariales; Chaetomiaceae
Exons: 3
Coding region: 228-2159 (643 amino acids)
Molecular function (GO): long-chain fatty acid-CoA ligase activity; long-chain fatty acid transmembrane transporter activity
Source: RefSeq, a predicted model, not a curated record
CGCGGGCCUUUAGAAUUUGCCAGUCUCAAUUGAAAGUACCCAUUUAGCCCGAUAGCCCUUCAGAGGUUCUGAUCUUUCCCGUUUUCGAUCCCUUAAUACCCCAUGAGCCCAGACUCCGGGCCGAGCCUUGUUCCACUCUUAUCUUUAUCCCUCGAGAUACCUAGUGUUUUUUUUUUUACCGACCUUGACACUAUCCAUCUUUGGCAACUAAACAAAGUUGGCUGCUCAUGAUGGCUCCCAUGCCGCUGCCUCUUCCUGUUGUUGCCACGGCCUUCGCUGCUGCAGCAGCUUAUAUCAACGCGAAGUCUCAGCUAUCCUACGACCUUCGCCUCUUGAACUCCAUCGUCCCGACCGUCGCCAGAUUGGCCUGGUGGACCAACCGCGGGCGAAUCAACUUCUUUUACCGCCUCGAGGAUUUGGCCACUUCCAAAUCUUCCGAGGAUCGUGUCUUUUUACGCUUCGAGGACAAGAGUUACACCUAUGCGCAGGUCUAUGACACGGUGCUGCGCUAUGCGGAUUGGCUAAAGGAACGGCGCGGCGUCAAGAUGGGGGAGCUUGUGGCCUUGGACUUUCAGAAUACCGACACCUUCAUCUUCCUCCUCCUUGCUCUCUGGGCGUUGGGAGCUGUCCCCGCGCUCAUCAACUACAACCUGACAGGAAAGCCGCUGGCGCAUUGCGUAAGGAAGGCAACGACCCGCCUUGUUCUUGUCGAUCCUGUGGUUUCUGCGAACAUUGGGGAAGAUGUACGAUCCGAGUUGAGCCAGGUCAGCUUCGAGGUUGUUACGCCAGAGGUCGAGCAACAGAUGCUGUCUCAUGAGCCCAUCCGCCCUCCAGAUGAUGUGCGGAACGAGGCCUUGGCCAAUUCCAUGGCCAUUCUCAUCUAUACGAGCGGAACUACGGGAUUGCCCAAGGCUGCGAUAGUGUCGUGGUCCAAGGUUGCGGUUGUCGGCGGGUUCACGUCUCGCUUGGUCGGGACAACCAAGAACGACGUCUUUUACACGGCAAUGCCAUUGUAUCAUAGUACGGCUAUGCUUCUCGGCUUUCUGCACACCCUUUCCGUCGGCGCCACCUUCGCCAUGAGCCGCAAGUUCUCCACCAGCGGAUUCUGGGACGACGUCCGGAAGCACCGCGCCAACAUCAUCCAGUAUGUCGGCGAGACGUGCCGCUACCUACUCUCGGCACCACCCCGCACCGACCCAGUCACGGGCGAGAAUCUGGACCGCAAGCACGAGUUGCGCGUUGCAUUCGGAAAUGGCCUCCGGCCAGACGUAUGGAACAAGUUCAAGGAACGCUUCGGUAUCGAGACCGUCGCCGAGUUCUACGGCGCUACCGAAGGCAACUUUGCGACGUGGAAUCUCAGCCGCAACGACUUCAGCAUGGGCGCCAUCGGCCGCAGUGGCGCACUUUACAACCUGAUCCUUGGCCGGACCGUCGCCGUUGUUGAAGUCGACCAUGACACGGAGCUUCCCUACAGGGAUCCUAAAACCGGCUUCUGCCGUCGCGCCCCGCGCGGUGACCCCGGCGAGCUGCUAUUCAAACUCCCGCCGCAAGACGUGGAGUCGCGGUUUCAGGGGUACUACGGCGAUAAGGAGGCAACCUCAAAAAAGAUCAUGCGGGACGUCUUCACUAAGGGCGACGCGUGGUUCCGCACCGGCGAUGUCGUCCGCUGGGACGCCGAGAACAGGGUCUUCUUCAACGACCGCAUCGGUGAUACGUUUCGCUGGAAGAGCGAGAACGUCUCGACCGCCGAGGUCGCGCAGGUUGUGGGCCUGCAUCCAGGCGUGCUUGAGGCGAAUGUUUACGGUGUGCAGCUGCCGCGCCACGAGGGCCGUGCCGGGUGCGCGGCCGUGGUGUUCCAGAAGUCGGCACUGGCUGGUGGCGUCGACGGCGUGCCGAGCGAGGAAACACUCAGGACGCUGGCGAAGCAUGUCCGGGCCGGGCUGCCCAAGUAUGCGCUGCCAUUAUUUUUGCGGGCUGUGAAGGGUGGGAGCCUGCAGACGACGGGGACAAACAAGCAACAAAAGACAAACCUGCGAAGCGAAGGGGUGGAGCCGAGCAAGACGGGCUCAGACAAUGUUUUUUGGCUCAAGGGAGAUACAUAUGUCAGGUUCCGGCCGGAGGACUGGGAGGCUCUACAAGGCGGGAGGGUAAAGCUCUGAGCUUCUUGCAGCCUGCGCACGCCCUCUUAUGGCCCCCUCUUGCCGUGAUGUUCGGUACUCCGUACCUCGGAGGAUACCCUUCCUGUAGGACCGCGGGACGGUGUAAUUACUAUUCAGUACAUACCUACACUCCUAGGUGUCCUAUCUAUAGGCGCCUCCUACCUCACCCGCCUAUCCCGGUAUGCCCGUACGCAGUACGGCGCAGUGAAUAAAUACUACUUGCCCUCCUUACUGAGUAUGUCCAUUAGGCAAUUAGUCUCUCGACACUUUUUGGUCUGAUGCUAUGUGAAGCGCAUCUUCCCUGGCCGUAUCAACCUCCCACCCUUCACGAACGCCCUCCGUGUCAGCUCGGUUGCGCAACGAACAUCCAGCGC